Molecule: messenger RNA, 1143 nt
Organism: Syngnathus typhle (broad-nosed pipefish)
Lineage: Eukaryota; Metazoa; Chordata; Actinopteri; Syngnathiformes; Syngnathidae
Gene: myoz1b
Product: myozenin 1b
Exons: 6
Coding region: 172-909 (245 amino acids)
Cellular component (GO): actin cytoskeleton; Z disc
Molecular function (GO): FATZ binding; actin binding; telethonin binding
Source: RefSeq, a predicted model, not a curated record
UUUCACACCAUCCACAGGAGGACACAUGUCCACAGCUAAAGAGCGACCCUUCCGAUAAGGUUUCACUCUGUCUAGUGGCAGCGCAAGACUCGAACAAUCCAGUCAACCUGGAAGUGGGGAAAACCUCACGGGACCUGAGACUUCCUGUGUUUUACAUCAAAGUUCUUAGCCAUGUCGCUGACAAUUGCGGCCUCCUCCAACAAGAGGAAAAAGGCCAAUAAGAUUAUCACGGACUUUACCAACAUCAGCCAGAAUGAUGACGAGUCUGACCCCGAGGCUUCCGAGCUGAACCUGGGCACCAAGAUCAAGACUCCGAAAGACGUGAUGCUGGAGGAGCUCUCGCUGCUUACUAACAAGGGCUCCAAGAUGUUCCGCAAAAGGCAGCAGCGGGUCGACAAGUUCAUCACGACCAACGAGAACAUGCAGAACCUGCAGAACCUUCUGAUGUCACCUCCCCCUGUCCCGCCAAAGCCUGAGAUGCCAAAGCAAGAUGCGGUUCCUGAAGAUGAGGCCAAAGAAUCCGAGAAGGAGAAGAGGAGGAGGGAGCAUGUUCGCACCUAUGUGUCGCCAUGGGAACGAGCCAUGAAGGGCAAUCAGGAACUGAUGGAAACCAUGAGAGCCAGUAUGCCUGGACCUAGCAGGCUCCAGCUUCCUCAGUACAAGAGCUUUAACAGGACUGCGCUGCCCUUUGACGGCGCGGAAAAGCGCUACAAGUUGAUGCCGUUCAACCGGCCCGACCUCGGCGCCGACCUCGAUGAACUUGAGCCGCUGCCCCUCCUACAGGCGGACAUCCGCUUGCGACCCUCGUUCAACCGCACGCCCAUCGGCUGGGUGUGCAGUGAGGACAACACGCACAUCCACAUGGACCUGGACGCCAUCCCCUUUGACGGAGAGAGUGACGAUCUCUGAACUUACACAUUUGUUUAUAUCAAACAGAUUCUGUUUAAUGCAUGGGAAUGAAACGUGACUGACUACUCAAUGUUAUUUUUCUUAAAAAAAAAGAAAGAAUUGUGGAGUGUUUUUGGUGGGGGCAAUCUGAGAGGAAAAAUCAAACAUUAUUGGCGGCCCCUGUGGUGAACUCUGCCGAGCCUACCCCAGACUGGUCAACACAUCUAUUUGAAAAUAAAAGUAAAAAUCCCCUGC